AACAUAUAUGACAAGAAAGGGUGAAACGGUUUACUAGUUUAGACAAUUUUUGCAGUGCACGAAACUACGUCAGUGCAGUAUUUUACUUCCAAAAAGUAACAUACGUUUUGAGUUCAGACAGCUGUAACUUAUUUAACAUCAGUAAUAAUGGAUUGGUCCAGCUUACAAAUAGAGUUCCAAACCACAUCAAGACUUGUACUCUUUCCGUUCAAGCUUUAGACAUAGUCUAUCCAACAUCAGUUACCACGUUUUCUUUAUUUAUUGAAUUUCGUAGAUGUUUAAGCGAUACUGAUUACAGGCAUAUCCAAUGGGAUACAGGGAUCCCAGGAGAGACAUCUAUGCAUAAUUGCCCGACUGGAUAUAGAGGUAAUGUAACAAGGUACUGUUCCAAAACUGGAAUUUAUCAGGACCCCGUUUACAACUGUACGAAAGCUUCAAUUGAAAACAUUUACAAUAAGUUAAUUGAAGCCAAAAAGACUGGUCAGGUUAACAUAGUUGAUGUACUGGAUGAGCUAUCAAAUGAGACAUCAGACACGGACGAGAAUAGUACACUUUUGAUUGGAGAUAUAAACGUCGCUGUUAAUACACUUGCACAAAUAGUUGAUGUGGUAACAGUCAACACAACAGACAUUAAAAAUGUUACAGAUUCAUAUAUACAAACAAUCAACAAUAUCUUGGAUGAAAGUACAACACAGACGUGGAAGGUGAACAUAAAUCAGACAGGUUCCGGGGCAGACGUUGUUCUGAAGACAACAGAUCGUUUUGUGGAGAAGAUCUUGACAAAAUCCUACAAUUUCACUGCUGAGAUAUCAAAGUCAAAUUUAUAUUUAAAGAUGGCGCCUGUACAAUCCUGUAACGGAGCCUUGAAUUUCCCUGAACAUGGAAAAGAAGGUAUCUCUGAGUGGGCUAGAUCAAGGAAGGACAGGCUCGUAAUUGACUGUGACAGUACCGUUGAAUCCUUUAGUGGAAUUAUGUACAGAAAUGUAUCACUGAUGAUAUCAUCAUCAACUAACAACACUAAAUCCGAAGAUCUUCAGCUGAAUGCUCCAGUAAUAUCAUUUACAUUUUAUCCGAACAUUACGCGACAACUUGUCAGCCCAGUGGAAAUUCAAUUUCAGUUGUAUAACAAUACGUUGGAUAAUGCGAGAUGUUCGUUUUGGAAGGAAUCAAAAAGCGAAACGUCACUAGGUUAUUGGUCAGAUGAAGGGUGUCGACUGAAAAAAUAUGACAAGGACGAAGAAGUUGUUGUGUGCGUUUGCGACCAUCUUACUAAUUUUGCUGUGCUUAUGAGUCCAUCCACACACCAGAUUAAGGGGGAACAUAAGGAGGCACUGUCAAUCAUUUCCAUGAUAGGAUGUAUAGUUUCCAUGAUAUGUCUUGUGCUUAAUGUAGCUAUACAUGUAUUCUUCUGGAGGUUUAUUGAAUCGGUUCGGUAUAUCAUUCAUGUGAACUUAUCCUGUUGGUUAAUUGUUGCAUAUAUCCUGUUUCUUGCUGGGAUAAACAGAACAGAAAACAAGGACAUUUGCACAGCAAUGGCGGUACUUCUGCACCUAGUGUUUUUGAUAGUUUUCUUCGGAAUGCUGGCGGAGGGAUGUUACCUUUCAUAUACGGUUCUCAAACCACUAAGCACUAUAAAACCUGGGAUGCCACUAAUGAUAUCGUCAUAUGUCCUCGCAGUAAUUAUUGUGGUGAUAUCUGUGGGUGCAUCACAGCUACAGGGAUAUGGAACCGAACAGGCAUGCUGGUUAUCGACUGAAACUGGAUUGAUAUGGGCAUUUAUUGCUCCGGUUGUUGUUGUUAUAGUGGUUAAUUUUAUAAUUGUUGUCUUCGUGAUUCGGACAAUGUGUGGCACUACAGCAAUGUCGAAGAAAUCAAACAAAGGACGGGCAAAGGCAGCAUUACGUUGCAUAUUGGUGCUCAUGCCGGUGAUGGGUCUGACCUGGGGGUUUGGAGUGUUAUCUUUUAAUAGUGACACAAUUGCUUUCCAGUACAUAUUCGCUAUUCUUAACAGUUUUCAGGGACUGCUGAUCUUCAUAUUUCACUGCGUGUUGGACAAAAAGAUAAAAGAUGCAUUUACAAAACAGAGACACAAAUGGCUUCAGUCGACGCAGAGUUUCGGAAUUUCUGGAGGAAAGAGAAGCAAAACACAAGACACUUCCGUUUUCUGAAAACCAGGAAGAAUCAAUUCAUCGAUGGAGUAUUUCAAAAUGUGAUGUGUCGGACAUUUUGAUCAUUCAAGACUUGGCUACAUCUAAAACAGCACUUUGUAUAUUAAAGCUUCUCGUAGAUCAUAAUCAAUCGAUGAAGUACUUCAAUGUUUGUCGGACGUUUACAUAUUCACAGAUUCCAUGAAGCCAUCGAUGCAGUAUUUGAAUCACCGAUAUUUCAAACUUUUGCAUUUUCAAAAAUUCAAUCCACCGAUAAAGUAUUCAAUUGUAACUUUAUCCUGUGUCUCCAUAUUCACAACUAUCCGUGGAUACAGGUACUGAGUAUUUCAAAUAUCAGUUUGGUUUGUCGGAUGUCUGCAUAUUCUUAGCUUUCAAUGGAUCCAUCGAUGUAGUUUUUUUCAAAAGGAAUAUCGAUGUGUCGGACAUCUACUUAUUCAGUAUUACAAACCUUGAUAUGUUGGAAGACCACAUAUUCUCAGCUUUAAACAACAUCUUGUGUACGUGAUAUUGCAAUAACGCUUGUUUGUGUAUUCAUUUGAUAUGUUACGGUGAAUGUUUCUUUUUUUAAUAUGUGGAUUAAAUGAAACUGUCUUCUUGCAAAGAUAAAUAUAUUUCCAUCGCCGCUGUGAUACAUUUUGGAUUUUAAUCUCGAAAGGAGAAUUUGUCAUAGUAUCUUGAUAAAUAUUGCUUGUUACUUACAGUUUGUAAUGCUACAUUUGUUUAAGUAUUAAAGAUUAUCUUUUACAUUUAAAGGCUUGCUAUAUUUAAAGGUAUCAAAAACUAUAUAUGUAUCACCAUUUUUGUAAAAAAUAGUUUGUUUUGUUUCAAAUCCUUUAAAAUAGAUGAACAGUAUUUAUAUAACAAAGUUGUGGCAGUUUCAAUGCAACAUGAUUUUGAUAUUCACGGACAUUUUGCAUCAUUUGAGAAUUUAAAAAACCCCAAACAACAACACAAUUUGAAACAAAAGCUAACAAGGGUCAUUUGGAUUACAGAUAUAAGUAUAUUUGAUAGAUUGAUGAAAGCCGGUGUUAUAGGAGCCACUGCUAUAACUCUACCAGGAUAAAUAGAUGUCUUCGAAACUUCACGAAGUGAUUGAUAUAAUGUUAACUUUUUUCUAAAAUAUGACAAACAAUAUUAACCAGGAGGAGUGGCGUUCAAUGAAGCCUGUUCGGCAAUAACAAUGUAUUGGUCUUUUGAGACCUAAGUUACAUUGCAUUUAUUCUGAAUCAACCCUCAUAAAAUGAUUAUGUUCAUACAAAAAUUCUAAUCA
Messenger RNA from Ruditapes philippinarum (Manila clam), 3438 nucleotides. Its product is annotated as adhesion G protein-coupled receptor B3-like. Gene Ontology annotation, cellular component: membrane. Gene Ontology annotation, molecular function: G protein-coupled receptor activity. Lineage: Eukaryota; Metazoa; Mollusca; Bivalvia; Venerida; Veneridae. Gene Ontology annotation, biological process: adenylate cyclase-activating G protein-coupled receptor signaling pathway; cell surface receptor signaling pathway; negative regulation of angiogenesis. The coding region runs from base 339 to 2168 and encodes 609 amino acids. The record is from RefSeq and is a predicted model, not a curated record. The transcript has 22 exons.